Molecule: messenger RNA, 240 nt
Organism: Sparassis crispa
Lineage: Eukaryota; Fungi; Basidiomycota; Agaricomycetes; Polyporales; Sparassidaceae
Exons: 2
Coding region: 1-240 (79 amino acids)
Source: RefSeq, a predicted model, not a curated record
AUGGUUCUUGCGGCGGCCUCGUCCAAGGAAGAAUUAGAGGUCAACAAGAUCGCGGGUGGAAAAGACUUUGCGUUGUUUUCUGUCCUCCUCACACCAUCCCUGGUCGGAUGGUUGGUUCUGGAGGAAGGACACUCCACAGACGUACCUGUAUACGUUGGGAAAUCCGCUGGUGGCCCAGACGAUGCUGCAGUACGACCUUUACACGGGACUUCACGUUCCCCCCAGGCUGCUAGUACUUGA